Molecule: messenger RNA, 1639 nt
Organism: Tachysurus fulvidraco (yellow catfish)
Lineage: Eukaryota; Metazoa; Chordata; Actinopteri; Siluriformes; Bagridae
Gene: nagk
Product: N-acetylglucosamine kinase
Exons: 10
Coding region: 98-1135 (345 amino acids)
Molecular function (GO): N-acetylglucosamine kinase activity
Source: RefSeq, a predicted model, not a curated record
UUUACGGCAGGGCUCGAGCUAUACUCUGAUUGGUGGAAAAGAGAAUGGGUUAAGACGUCAUCUGCUUGUCACGAGGAGGAAACAGGAAGCGAUAGAAAUGAGUGCGGUGUUUGGAGGUGUAGAAGGGGGUGGAACUCACUCCAAAGCAGUGCUGCUCUCUGCUGCAGGGGAGAUCAUCGCCGAGACAGAUGGACCUUGUACUAAUCACUGGUUGGUUGGUGUUGAUAAGUGUAUCGAGGGCAUUAACGAUAUGGUCCAGAAGGCAAAGAUCAGUGCAGGGCUGGAUCCUGACACACCCAUUUAUUCUCUGGGCAUGUCGCUGAGUGGUGGAGAGCAGAAACAUGCCAUUCAGAAACUGAUUGAUGAGAUGAAGGAAAAAUUUCCUAAACUAAGCCAGAGUUAUUAUAUAACCACAGAUGCUAUUGGUGCUAUGGCAACAGCAAGUGACCAUGGUGGUAUAGUACUGAUAUCAGGAACUGGUUCAAACUGUAAGCUGGUGAACCCUGAUGGCACUCAGGUGGGCUGUGGAGGAUGGGGUCACAUGAUGGGGGAUGAAGGCUCAGCAUUUUGGAUCUCUCACCUUGCUGUAAAAGCAGUAUUUGAUGCCAAAGAUAACCUUGUCACGCCUCCACAUGAUAUCACUUAUGUUAAAAAAGCCAUGGAGGACUACUUUGAGGUGUCAGAUCUAAUGGGCAUGCUCCCUCACCUGUACAGAAACUUCCAGAAAUCAUAUUUUGCUGGUUUCUGCAGAAAACUGGCUGAAGGUGCUAAUGGAGGUGAUGCUUUCUGUCGAUAUGUGUUUACCCAGGCUGGUAAAGUCCUAGCACACCACAUUGUAGCAGUGUUGCCCAACGUUCACCAGAAGCUGUUCUUGGGUGAACUUGGCUUGCCUAUUUUGUGUGUUGGAUCUGUGUGGUUAAGCUGGGAGCUGAUGAAGGAUGGUUUCACUCAGGUCCUCUCCCAGGCCAAACAGACCGGUUACUCUCAUUUUCAGAAGUAUAGCCUUCUCACCCUACGCCAGUCGUCCGCUAUAGGCGGUGCCAAGCUGGGAGCUCAAGAUGCAGGUGCCACUUUGCGUCUGGACUACGCCACCAGUGCCAGUGUGUUCUUCAGCCACUCGUUCACUGAGCAGUAAACAACACUAAUGAAGACCAAUCAAGCUGGAAACACUGUUGCUUGUCUUAGAUCCCUCAGCUUCCACUGGACAUUUUGAAAUAGUAUUUCAUGUGAGCUGUACACCUCUGUAUAAAUCAUUCAGUUUACAGUGGCACUUCAGCAGCAAUAUGGUCAGUAACCCAGUGAAAGGGAGUAUGUGAAGUUACUGGGAGUGCUGGAGCUUAUUAUUCUUUAAUUCAUUAAAUUAAAAAAAAAAAAAACUCCUUUAAUUACUUCUACACCACUUUGAUCAUUUUAAAAUAUGCUUUUCUCAAAUCAAGCUGUCCUAUUGUGCACUAUGUGAAAAUUUCUUUUUAUUGUAGUUAAUUUUAAUAUUUUUUAUACAGUAUCUGUCAUAUGACUUGUCAUAAAACUAAAAAUUGCAAGAUCAUGUGUAAGUGACCUAAGACCUGAAUAAAAAUGUUGGUUUUAAAAAUCAUGAAUAAAAAGAAAAUGGGACGCUCUUAUCCCAAAUGCUAAAGCA